Messenger RNA from Solanum lycopersicum (tomato), 3020 nucleotides. RefSeq lists its product as uncharacterized. NCBI's taxonomy places the organism in Eukaryota, Viridiplantae, Streptophyta, Magnoliopsida, Solanales, Solanaceae. Gene Ontology annotation, molecular function: protein phosphatase binding; protein phosphatase regulator activity. The record is from RefSeq and is a predicted model, not a curated record.
ACAAAAAUAUUAUAGCCUUCGUUUACUCCUCCUUGCCAUUUUUAUGAAAAAAAAACUCUCUCUCUUUUCUCGCUCUAUUGAUAUUUACGGCUUCGUUUUCUCUUUGAUCUUCAAAAGCUAGGGUUUGGUUCAAUAUCUAUUUCGCUCCAAAUAGAAAAAGCUUGAAAAAGCUCUACGUUUCGAAUCUGUCGAUUCAAUUUUAGGGUUUAUAGAUCUGUUCGGCUGUUAAUCUCUGAUUCAAAUAUGUUUUGGAAGCUUCCAGUUCUGUCGUCUUGUUCUCCGGUUGAAGCAGUGCUAGACAAGGAAAAUUUCACUUUGGAAGAGCUUCUUGAUGAAGAAGAAAUAAUCCAAGAGUGCAAAGCUUUGAACAGUCGUCUCAUAAAUUUUUUGAGGGAGAGAACACAGGUUGAGCAGUUACUGCGCUACAUUGUUGAAGAGCCUUCUGAGGAUGCUGAUAGCAAACGGACAUUUAAGUUCCCUUUCAUUGCCUGUGAGAUAUUUACUUGUGAAAUUGAUGUCAUCCUUAAGACUUUAGUGGAUGACGAGGAGCUAAUGAAUUUGCUCUUCUCAUUUUUGGAGCCAAGUCGUCCCCAUAGUGCCCUGCUGGCUGGGUAUUUUAGUAAGGUGGUGAUAUGCCUUAUGGUGCGAAAGACUGCUGCACUUAUGAAUUAUGUUCAGGCCCAUCAUGAUGUUUUCCAACAGAUGGUGGAUUUGAUUGGUAUCACAUCCAUAAUGGAGGUUUUGGUGCGACUUGUAGGAGCUGAUGAUCAUAUGUACCCCACUACUAUGGAUGUGAUGCAAUGGUUGACUGAGAGCAAUUUAUUAGAAAUGAUCGUGGACAAAUUGAGUCCCUCUUGUUCUCCUGAAGUACAUGCUAAUGCAGCAGAAUCACUAUGUGCAAUAACCAGAAACACACCAUCCCCUUUGGCCACCAAACUAUCAAGCCCAAGUUUUGUAGCCAGGAUAUUUGGUCAUGCCCUUGAAGACUCACCUUCAAAAUCUUCCCUUGUCCAUUCACUGUCUGUCUGCAUCUCUCUGCUGGAUCCAAAAAGAUCAAUUCCAUCAUCCAUGAUGUAUUCUUUCCGGAACCAGCAGAUUUAUGAGUCUCCCGUGCAUGUCAAUCCAGACACUAUCGAUGCAAUGCUUCCUAAACUUAGUGGUUUGCUUGAGCUGUUGAAUGUGUCCUCUGAUGAGAAGGUUCUGCCAACAACAUAUGGAGAACUCAGGCCGCCUCUAGGAAAGCAUCGUUUAAAGGUAGUGGAAUUCAUUUCUGUGCUACUGAAGACUGGUAAUGAAGUUGCAGAGAGAGAAUUGAUCAGCUCUGGGACAAUUGAGAGGGUCCUGAAUCUAUUUUUUGAGUACCCUUAUAACAAUGCAUUACAUCAUCAUGUGGAGAGUAUAAUAUACUCAUGCUUGGAAAGUAAGACCAACACAAUCGUUGACCAUCUUUUUGAGGAGUGCAAUUUGAUUGGGAAAAUUAUCCAAACAGAUAAACAGCCUACAGUUUCUGGUGAUGGAAAUCAGCCCACCUUACCAGCUACUGGAAAACAAGCACCCCGAGUAGGUAAUAUAGGGCAUAUUACUAGGAUUUCUAACAAACUUAUUCAGUUGGGAAACAACGACAACUGCAUUCGAGCACAUCUCGAGAAGAAUAUGGAAUUUAGUGAUUGGCAUACCACUGUCUUACAGGAGCGUAAUACAUUAGAAAAUGUCUACCGCUGGGCUUGUGGCCGACCUACUGCAUUGCACGACAGAACAAGGGAGAGUGAUGAGGAAGACGUUCAUGACAGAGAUUAUGAUGUAGCAGCUUUAGCGAAUAAUCUGAGUCAAGCAUUUCGUUACACCAUAUAUGAUAAUGAUGAUGCUGAAGAGGGGCGUGGAGCUCUCGAUCGAGAUGAUGAGGAUGUUUAUUUUGAUGACGAAUCUGCUGAAGUUGUGAUAUCAUCCCUGAGGUUGGCAGAUGAUCAGGGGAGCAGUUUGUUCACAAAUUCAAAUUGGUUCGCAUUCCAAGAUGAUAGAAUUGGUGAUGCUUCUAUGAGCACCUCACCUGCUGAUGUGAUGGAGGAUAUUAACCUCAAUGGAAUGUCAAAUAGUAGCAACAGCAAUAGUGAUGAUGAAGUGGUAGUUGGAGAGGAGGAUGAAUUGGCUGAGAGCAAAAAUUCUAAUACAAUACCUAACUCCAGUUCGAACCCCUUUAAUGGGUUCAGCAUAGCCCAUUCUGGUAAUGAUGGGGACUUUAAUCAACAGAAUGAAAAAGCAGGCUCCACAACUGACAUGACGUUCGAGACAUCAGGGAGUGACGACCCCUUUGGAGACAGGUCUAUGCCUGAAUGGGUAGCAUGGGGGGAUGCCUCAAAUUUUCAAGUUGGUGGAUCCACUGUCAACCCAUUUUUAGACCAUAGCAACUCUGCUGACCAUCUUGCCAACCCAGGGGAAACAGGAACUACACCACUUAAUUCCACUAGUUGUAGUGGAGAAUCUAUUCCAAAUGGUGUCUCAUCUCCUGAUUCUAGCAAAAGUUCAGGAUCUGAUUCUAGUCAGAAAGCAACCACUGUUCCUUCUUUGUUUGAAGAGGAUGUUGAAUUUGUUGGCGUGGAAUUGGAGGGUACCGAGAAGGCCAUGGAACAUGCUCUUAAAGAAGGGAUUGUCGGUGAAGCUGCUCCGUUGAAAAGGAGCAUUGUUCCUAAGGUACCAGAAAAGGAGAGCACAGAUGAUGGUGGGGCAGGAACAAAAGAGUACAAUGAUGCUAACUACUGGAGAGUUGACCAAGAAGUUGCAGUGUCGGAAUGACUGUGGGAGAUCUCUAUUGAUUUGUUAUUAAAAUCUGGAAUCCAGAGCUAAUAGCCAGGAUCCCCAACUAUCGAUUGGUGAGUUUAUGCAGUAGAUGUGUACAGUGUACUUUGGUUACAAUUGGGAUUGAACUGUAGGCUAAUGUAAGGUUUGUCACCAAUUAAUUAUUGUUACUCUUAUUUAUGUUCAUUAUUCAGGUUAUGAUUUCAUUGUAAAUUUUUUUUUUGGUU